Larimichthys crocea (large yellow croaker) is the source of this 1297-nucleotide messenger RNA. RefSeq names its product high mobility group nucleosome binding domain 1a (gene hmgn1a). The transcript is spliced from 6 exons. The record is from RefSeq and is a predicted model, not a curated record. Lineage: Eukaryota; Metazoa; Chordata; Actinopteri; Sciaenidae. Gene Ontology annotation, cellular component: chromatin; nucleus. Gene Ontology annotation, molecular function: nucleosomal DNA binding. Bases 165 to 467 code for a protein of 100 amino acids.
AGAAUGGGGUCCAAUCCGGUUCCAGCUAGUUCUAGUACUGGUCGGACGUUUAUGUUAAGUUACAGACUGUUCUGGAGGUGUAAGGCUGAGGUGAUUCACUUAGUUUGCUAAACUGUAAAGAGGUCGUGUUAUUCUUUCAUCUCUGCCCUACAACCUGAGCGACAAUGGGAAGGAAAAAAUCUGGUGAUACAGAUGCAAGUCCAGUGCCAAGGAGACAUUCUGCGCGGUUGAAAAGGCUGAGCCAGACAGAGCCAGAACCACAGCCAGAAAAGAAAAAGGCGCCUCCCAAGAGCAAAAAGGCGAAAGAGGUAAAGGCCAAACCGGAGGAGGAGAAGAAAGAAGAACCUCAGGCUGAGAAAGAAGAGGCUCCUGCAGAAAACGGGGAGGCCAAAGCUGAGGAGCCUGCUGCAGCAGCAGAUGAGGCAGACGAAAAGGAGGACGAGGCCGAAGAGGAAAAAGCAGAGUAGUAGUGACACCGCAAAACUCGUUUGCCAAUGUUCCCUGUACCUCCUUUCUUGUACAAUGCAGAGAUUAUUUUUUAUCUACUAUUUUCAUAAGACAGCAAUGUUUUUAGGGAUGUGAUUGCAGAAAUGCAUUUUAAAAAAAUAAAUACUACAAAUUCCAUUUUUUUUUUUUUUCAUGGCUUCUGUGAAGGGAAAGUUUCAGACAUUGUAUCGGGGUUUUUGUUCUUAACAUUGUACUUGUUUUUUCUCUAUCUCUCUGGCUUCUUUUUUUGCCUUUUUAGGUUGUAGUUUUAUGCAUGACAUGCUGUUGUGCCUAUAUCAGGAAUUUGACGUUUAACUCCGGGAGAGUUUACCUGAGACAUUCCCGUGACAUUUUGAGGCAUUUUGUAACCUGUGCUGUAUUGGAAUUUAAUACAUUGUCAUACUGUGUGUUUGAUAGGGAAUAGGAUGAUUGAAAGUUUGAGAGUUGUGGUCUGCUAAAUAAGUCUCAUUGGCAACGUUCACUUUAAUCGUGCUCAUUAGUUUGAUAGUUUGAUUUGUUUAUUUUUUUUUUGUCAAUGCAAUCAGUGAUGGUACAAUUGAGGAUGAUUAAAUUGAUUUUGUAUUCUCAGUUGUGCUCAAAACAAAAUGCAUUGCAGUUAAUCUUGUCAUGCUAUUUUCACCUGAGUCAACAAAGUAGAAACGCCACACAUUUCUGGAUAUUCAUUGUGGGUUUGGGAUUUCUCUACCAAUGUACAGUUUCCUUCUUUUUUUAAGAAAAAAAAAAAAGAAGAAAAGAGAAAUGUUUUCUUUGUUAUGAAUGGUAUAAAAUUAAAGUGGGAAUUUCUCUGAAA